This is a messenger RNA of Myotis daubentonii (Daubenton's bat), 2622 nucleotides long. RefSeq names its product ADAMTS-like protein 2. Lineage: Eukaryota; Metazoa; Chordata; Mammalia; Chiroptera; Vespertilionidae. The record is from RefSeq and is a predicted model, not a curated record.
AUGCGUCCGCUUGUGUGUUGGCCUGCCCUCGCCGAUGAAGCCGGCAACUACUUCUUCAACGGCAACUUCAAGGUGGACAGCCCCAAGAACUUCAACAUCGCCGGCACCGUGGUCAAGUACGGGCGGCCCAUGGACAUCUAUGAGACUGGCAUCGAGUACAUCGUGGCCCAGGGGCCCACCAACCAGGGCCUGAACGUCAUGGUGUGGAACCAGAACGGCAAAAGCCUCUCCAUCACCUUCGAGUACACGCUGCAGCACCCGCCGCACGCCAGCCUGCGGCCCCUCUACUACAGCUUCCCCGGCUCCGAGAGCGCCGAGAGCCAGGAGCUGGACGGCCCGGGGCUGCUGGGCUUCCUGCAGCACAACGGCUCGCUCUACGGCCAGACCUCCUCCGAGCGCCUGGGCACGGGCCCGGAGCUGGGGCUGAGCCAGGGCCAGGAGACCAGCGAGGUGUGCGAGCAGGCCAGCGGCGGCCGGGCCUGCGAGGGGUCCCUCCGGGGCAAGGGCUCCCGAGAUGGCAACGCCACGAAGGCAGCUCCCCCGGCGGACAAGGAUGACCAAGAGGCCGACGCCCACCUUCCCUCCCCGGAGUUCAUCCCGGCCUUCAUCAUCCUGGCCCCAGGCUCCGACUCCAAGGAUCUCAACUUCACCGAGAUGGUCCACAGACUCUUCGGGCAGGGCCUGCCCCGGAGAGCCCCGGCCGAGGGCCUCUAUGUGGACUACGACGAGAGCGAGGGGCCCGGCGCUUAUCUGCUCAACGGGUCCUACCUGGAGCUGAGCAAUGACCGAGUGACCAACAGCUCCUCCGAGGUCCCCUUCCCCAACGGGAGCGCCAGCCUCCCCGCUUCGGCUGGGAACAGGACGCACAAGGCCAGGACCAGGCCCAAGGCCUGCAAGCAAGGCGUGAGCCCGGCGGACAUGUACCGGUGGAAGCUCUCAUCGUACGAGCCCUGCAGCGCCACCUGCACCACAGGGGUCAUGUCCACCUACGCCACGUGCCUGCGCUAGGACGGCAUCCAGGUGGAGGACAACUACUGCGACGCCCUGACCCGCCCGGAGCCGGUCCAGGAGUUCUGUGCUGGGAGGGAGUGCCAGCCCAGGUGGGAGACCAGCAGCUGGAGCGAGUGCUCGCGCACCUGCGGCUGCGGUGAGGGCUACCAGUUCCACAUCAUGCGCUGCUGGAAGAUGCUGUCGCCGGGCUUCGACAGCUCCGUGUACAGUGACCUGUGCGAGGCAGCCGACUGCCGGGCCGCCGUGGGGCCCGAGGAGCGCAAGAUCUGCAAGAACUGGGCCUGCUGGCCGCAGUGGGAGAUGUCCGAGUGGUCCGAGUGCCCGGCCAAGUGUGGGGAGCGCGGCGUGGUGACCAGGGACACCCGCUGCUCCGAGGACGAGAAGCUGUGCGACCCCAACACCAGGCCCAAGCGGGAGAAGGAGUGCAUGGGACCACCCUGCGACCGCCAGUGGACCGUCUCCGACUGGGGGCCGUGCAGCGGGAGCUGCGGCCCCGGCCGCAUGAUCAGACACGUGUACUGCAAGACCAGCGACGGGAGGGUGGUGCCCGAGUCGCAGUGCCAGAUGGAGACCAAACUGCUGGCCAUCCACCCCUGCGGGGACAAGAACUGCCCUGCGCACUGGCUGGCCCAGGACUGGGAGCGGUGCAACACCACCUGUGGCCGAGGCGUGAAGAAGAGGCUGGUCCUGUGCAUGGAGCUGACCAAUGGGAAGCUGCAGACGCGCAGUGACCCCGAGUGCGGGCUGGCCACGAAGCCGCCCGAGGAGAGCUUUAAGUGGUACACCAGCCCGUGGUCUGAGUGCACCAAGACCUGCGGGAUGGGCAUGCGGAUGCGAGACGUCAAGUGUUACCAGGGCACCGACAUCGUCCGAGGCUGCGACCCGCUGGUGAAACCCGUGGGCAGACUGGCCUGUGACCUGCAGCCCUGCCCCACGGAGCGCCUAGAUGACAGCUGCCAGGACCAGCCAGGCACCAACUGUGCCCUGGCCAUCAAGGUGAACCUGUGUGGCCACUGGUACUACAGCAAGGCGUGCUGCCACUCCUGCCGGCCCCCCCACUCCUAGGCGGCUGCCUGAGACCCCGCGCCCCACCUGGGGCCCCAUGGACACUCCCUGCUGGGCGCCAGGGGGCCGUGAAGAUGUGAAACUGAGCCUCCGCUCUCACCGGGAAGGAGAGCCGGUGCUGUGGGCCUCCCUGACAGUGCCCCGCGUGGGCUGUUGUUCUUAGGGCCUGAGCACCCAGCCCAGCACCGGGCUGCCCAGGGCCUGGGGCCCAGAGCCCAGAGGUGGAGGGAACUGGCCCUCCUGCCCCCCCUCCCCCCACCCUGAGCCUGCUCAGCCCUGGGAGGGCCCUGCCUGCCUCAGGGCAGGCGGAGGAGAGGGCAGGGCAGGCAGGAGGAUGAGGGCCACCUGGGAUCCGCUCCUACGUAGGUGACUCCUCCGGAGGCACUUCACCUCCCAUCCCAGCACCCGCUGCCUCCCAGCCCAGCCCGCGCUCGGGGGGCCACCGCACUUUACGCCCGGGAAGAGGCACCUCACAGCACACCUGUCCGCCCUCUGCCAGCACCUGCACAUUAAUAAAGUCUAUUUAUGGUAGCAAAAAAAAAAAAA